Lycium ferocissimum is the source of this 1748-nucleotide messenger RNA. RefSeq lists its product as uncharacterized. The transcript has 2 exons. The coding region runs from base 462 to 962 and encodes 166 amino acids. The record is from RefSeq and is a predicted model, not a curated record. Lineage: Eukaryota; Viridiplantae; Streptophyta; Magnoliopsida; Solanales; Solanaceae.
UAUACAUAUAUUUAACACAUAUACCUAUAUAUUAUACUCUUACUACAUAUAUAAUAUAAUAUACAAUUAUUGAGACUAAAUUAAAAAAAUCUUUUACCCUUGUGGCUAAGUUUAGUGAGAAGUCUCUUAGUGUGCAGGAAUGCAAAAGGACUUGUACAUGGAUAGAGAAUAAAGCUGAAAGGUAAUCAUUAAUAGUAAAAGGUAUAUGUAUACACAGCAAACUAAUUUGCCAUCCAAAACCUGUGUACACAGUACACACUGAUCUUACCAUUUUAAAAUAUAGAGGAACCGCCAUAUAUAGUGGUAUAGCGUCUCUACAGGUCACUUUGCUCCUAUAAAGUCUCUCAACCCAAUUAAUAAAUGAACUCAUAAGUCAAAAACAAUACUAAAAUAGCAGUUCAUCUCUUUAACUCUAUUUAGCCAAAAAAAAAUUGUUUUUAUCUCAAAACUCAGUUCUGAAAAUGGCACCACAACGUCUUAGAAAUAUCAACAGGUUUGAUAGGAAUAGGUUUGUUUCUCUUGAAGCCGACGAAUGGGAAAAGGAAGCAAUGCAAUAUCCUCUCAUUGAAGAACGCGGACUCGCCCUUACAGAAGAGGAUGAUGAGCAGAUUCAACCUGUGCUUACUGAAAUUGAACCACGUCGCUGGACCAAAUUUGCCCGAAAUCCCGGACCGGCAGUGUUAAUGCUUGUACGAGAAUUUUACUCCAAUAUGGAUGUAACAACUAAUGCUUCCACUGUUAGGGGACGUACUAUCUUCUUUGCUCCAAGCGUCAUCAAUAGGAUGUAUGAAACCCCUGAUUUGGAAGAAGAAGCCUUGCAAGCUUUGCUUUGCAAUCCAGUUUGGGAUGACGAGAUUGCUCCAGGUCUCUGCCCUCUUGGAAUUGAAUGGCAUGUUGAUCAACAUGGGCAGCGAGAUUGGUUUCCGACCAAAAAUCUCAGUUUAGUAGCGAAGGACAAAUGAAUUGUCAGCCACCACCACAGGGAAAUCAAGUUUUAUGCGGAGAAGUCGCAGCUGAAAUUGUCCCACAUCCAGGUGCUCAAGGUAAUCAUGUAGUUGAACCUGGAUUUGUUGAUCCAGCAUAUGCGGGGUGUGCGGAUAUCGAAAUGGAGUUAGAGCGGCCUAUUGGAAUGGCAUCGGGAGCAAGUGUUGGUAGUGGAAUGAACUCUUCUAAUAUCGUUGAUGGAAAUGGUGCCAGUAGCAGUACAACUAAGGAGUAAUACCCCCAAAACCCCCCAUCUUGAGUCUUACAUUCGGGACAAUGUAAGAUUAAAGUGCAGGGGAGGUAACAUCAGUAACAUCUUUUUGUGUCCUUUGUUUGGUCCGAAGUCUUAAGUUGUUGAAGUUAGUUUUUGUGGAAGAAUAUGAAUGUGGACUAUAAGUGAAGGAGUAGAGGAAAGGAUCUCUUUGGUUUUGUUUUUGUACCUGCUCCUUCACAUAAAGUCCACAAGGUAGAAUUAGCUAGUUUUCUGAUGCAUAUAAUAGUCUAGAGAUGCAUCUAUGUACUACCCUAUAUAUAUAUAUAUAUAUAUAUAUAUAUAUAUAUAUUUACUGAUGCAUAUGUUAAUGUAAAAAUGCAUAAUUUUGUUAAUAUAAUGAUGCUAAUAUUAUUAUUAGUUUAUUAUGGAGAUGAAUGCUUAGCAAGUACUGUGAUUGGUUUCCUUUUGGUUUUAACUGUGAAGGUGUGGAUUGUUAGAGGUUAAUCAAUUAUUAAGCCAAAAUUUGAGGUUUCUUCAUCUGCUAAGCCUG